ACAUAAAUACUUAGUAUGCCUUUUUGCUAACAACAGUGUCGUCGCAGUGUGUAAAUAAAAACUUUGAAAAACAAAACUGUAACAAUAAUUUAAUUGUUGCCCUCGCAUUACCAAAGCGCGCAGACGAACAAAAACAGGAAAUAGCAAAAGGAUAAAGGCAAAAACACACACAUAAUAAAUAAUGUGCAACUAGUGGUGGGUCGUCUGCAUCUGCAUCAAGGAUUUUGAGAACUCUAGACGAGCACAUAGCUCUUGUUGAGCUUGGCUUGCUGGAAAAUGAAUCUUGAAUCACUGUUUCGUGACUUUAAUCCAUGUAAAUUUAUCGUGCACUGCAGUUUAUUUACGUUCGUAACGCUGUUUGCAUUGCGCCUCGAUGGUUACAUAGAUUGGCCAUAUUGGGCCAUUUUUACGCCAUUAUGGAUCUGGAAGUGCACCGCCAUCUUGGGCGCCAUUGUGGGUGCCAUUGUUUGGUGCCGUUAUCCACACUAUCGCCUAGAAGGCGAUUCAUAUACACAAUUCAAGGCGAUGCUCAUCUCGCUGUCGUUACACUUGAUACUGUUAAUGUUCGAGCUGCUCGCAUGCGAUAAACUGACUUCAGAGCGCCAUCUAUGGGUGCUGGUAUUUAUACCGCUGAUCUUUGGCUCUGUAGUCAGUGUGGGCGCUUGUGUUUGGGCCGUUAAACACGAUCGCUCCUUCGAGCUGGAAUUGUUUUUGGCCGUGAAUGCGCUGCAAUUUGUAUCGCUGCCGCUGAAGCUGGAUAAAUUCGUCUAUUGGCAUUGGGAUGUGGUGUUUGUGCCCAUGUGGAUUGUGAUAUGCUUGAGCCUGGUCAGUGUGCUGUACAACAUCAUAUUCUGUGGCAUUAUGAUGCGCACUCCGGAAGUGUCGUUGCAACAGAAGAAGGCAGCGCUCAAUGCGGCCGUUGGCAACAUUUGCACCGUUCUGCCGCUGCUCUGCUUUCAGGUGGUCAUUUGCGAUAAACUGGAUGGCGAAAUCAAAUUUCCAUAUAUUGUGGUAUUUGCACCGUUGCUCGUCUCAAUACUUGCUCUGAUUAUCCUCAGCUUUACGGCCAAGGGUGGGAACAUGUGGUGGUUUGGCAUACGCAAAUCGUUUAGCCAAUUCCUCUUGUCAGCGAUGCCGUUCCUGCAGGAAUACGGCAACAUUAGCUAUCACGCCGAGACGCAAAGCAAUGCGGGCCAAUCGGUGCCCUUGGAUGCAUCGUCGUCGUCCACCAGCAAUAUGGCAGCAGCGGCAACGGAGCCGUUGCACGAGUUUAGCAAGCACGACAAGAAGAGCAAGAAGGCGGCAAAGAAUGAUAUUAUGAAGCCCGUGGUGCCGUUCAUCAGCAUUGAUUUACCCGAUUAAAAGGGUCAAGAGAGAGAGAGAGUGUGGCAAACAACAAAAUGGAAAGAGAGAUACCGAGACACAGUUAGAGAGAUGUAAUGCAAAACAAAAACGCCGCACAACUAAUACUAAUUAUAAUUAUAACACACACAUACACACCCGCACACAUACAUAGAUAUAUAUGUAACACCUGCUAUUGGGUGUUUAGCUUUAGGCAUACGCAUACAUACAAAACAUAUACAUAUACAUAUACAUUUACAUAUUCAUAUACAAACACCAAAACAUUGGCCGUCGCUAAUUCGUACUGAAUUUUAAUUUGUAAGCCUCUCCGUCACCUUUUUACAUCCCAGCCUGACACACACAUACACAUGCAUAUAAUAAGUGUACAUAUACAUACAUAUAUAUAUAU
Messenger RNA from Drosophila sulfurigaster albostrigata, 1750 nucleotides. RefSeq names its product transmembrane protein 185B. The record is from RefSeq and is a predicted model, not a curated record. The transcript has 4 exons. Lineage: Eukaryota; Metazoa; Arthropoda; Insecta; Diptera; Drosophilidae. Bases 277 to 1362 code for a protein of 361 amino acids.